UGUUCUGGAAGAAAAUCGGACUGUGUCUUUUCAAAGUCUCACUGAUUCCACCGACAUGAAAACAAGGAGUUCUUGUUUAAAGAGUUCUGUGGAAGACAUUCAUGAACCAAAGAAGAUGUGUAAGGCUUUCCAGGAUAUUUCUACAUACUUUUCUGAGGAGGAGUGGGCGAAACUAAGCACAUGGCAGAAAAGUGUCUACGUGUAUAUGAAAAGAAACUACAUCAGAAUGACGGCCCUAGGGGUCACAGUCAACCAACCAGUUUUCAUGCGUUGCAAGCAACAGGCCAAAGAAAUCCCGGUGGAAUGUAUUGAAGUUCAUGGCCAUGAGAGAGCUGGCGACAUUCAGGUAAAUGUCUGGAGUAACCGGUUGAGGAAAAGGAAGAAGCGAGUGAUCCAUGACUAGAUCAGGGAUCCCAAAUAG
Microtus ochrogaster (prairie vole) is the source of this 421-nucleotide messenger RNA. RefSeq names its product protein SSXA1-like. The transcript is spliced from 4 exons. The record is from RefSeq and is a predicted model, not a curated record. NCBI's taxonomy places the organism in Eukaryota, Metazoa, Chordata, Mammalia, Rodentia, Cricetidae.